ACAGCCUAUUACAAUGAAAAUAAAUGAAGAAAAAACACUCUUACAGAUUUUAUUUCAUCUGCUGUUGAAGGAAAUGGUGAAUUUAUUGAUGAACUAACUCAUAGAUGAAGCUUGCCCCCAUCGUAAUUCAAAUAUAUGUUUCAUAACAGUUAAAGGAGGUGAAGAAGUUAAUACACUUGAGUUUGAGAAAAUCACCCACCAAGCAACAAUAUCUCAUCUCAAAGAUUUUACAUGGUGGGUUCGUAUGGCCAUCUAUACACUCUUUGUCUUCUCUGGCCAAUCAGCAGCUAUACUCUUGGGACGACUGUACUAUAACAAAGGUGGAAAAAACUUAUGGAUGGCAACCCUGGUGCAAUUCAUAGGGUUCCCAAUCCUAAUACCUUACCACUGCAUCUUAUCAUCCAAAAAGAUUGCACUCAACGGCAAUGUGAACCAGCCGGAUGCCUCAGCACUUGCAUUCAUGUAUCUUUCUUUUGGUGUGUUACUAGCAGCAGACAGCUUUCUGUAUUCUAUAGGUCUAUUGUACCUUCCAGUUUCUACCUUUUCGCUGAUUUGUGCAUCCCAGUUGGCCUUCAAUGCUUUCUUCUCUUUCUGCCUUAAUGCACAGAAGUUCACCCCUUGUAUAGUCAACUCUUUAGUCAUUCUCACCAUCUCCUCCACCUUGCUUGUGUUUCACCCCAACUCGGUAAACCUCACUGGAAUCUCCAAAGAGAAGUAUACAGUCGGAGUCAUUUGCACGGUUGGUGCAUCUGCUGGGUACGGUUUGAUGUUUUCCCUCACACAGUUCUCCUUCGAAAAGGUUCUAAAAUCGCAAACAUUUGUAACUGUUUUAGAAAUGAUAAUCUAUGAGUCGCUCGUAGCAACCUGUGCUACCCUAGUGGGACUUUUCAUCAGUGAGGAAUGGCAGGGUUUAAAGAGAGAGAUGGAGGAGUUUGAGCUGGGGAGGUCAUCCUAUUUUCUGACUUUGAUUUGUACCGCAACAGCAUGGCAAACUUUCAACAUUGGCGCAAUAGGACUGAUUUUUGAGGUGUCUUCCUUAUUCUCCAAUGUUAUAAGUGCUUCUGGCUUGCCCCUUGUUCCAGUUCUAGCUGUAAUCUUCUUCAAGGAAAAUAUGGAUGGAAUAAAGGUGAUUGCCACGGUAUUGGCCCUCUGGGGCUUCGCUUCAUAUCUCUAUCAGCACUAUCUCGAUGAUUUAGAGUCCAAGGCUGAAAUUAAACAUGUAAAAGAAAUUUCAAUGAUUCCUUUACUGAAAGAGGACAACUUUUGAGUGAUUUGUAAGACCAACAACUGAAGAUCCAUUAACAAAGGAGAGAAACAUCUUAUGAGCCCAGACACUGGUGAUUCUUCUAAUCCCCUGUUUUUAUUACAAAAUGGCAACAUUUCACCUAGACCUUUUUAUUGCAUCAUCAAUCAGUAAAAGUUCUAGCCAUCUUCUUACCCUGUGAGGCUGUGAAGUAAUCCGAACUUGUGUUCAUCAACUUCAAGGAAUUAUUUAAGAUUGACUACAGUUGCAGUUUUUCUUUUGUCCUACAGUAGUUAACCCAUUUUUUUCUUUC
This is a messenger RNA of Prunus dulcis (almond), 1556 nucleotides long. Its product is annotated as purine permease 21-like. The transcript has a single exon. NCBI's taxonomy places the organism in Eukaryota, Viridiplantae, Streptophyta, Magnoliopsida, Rosales, Rosaceae. Bases 245 to 1267 code for a protein of 340 amino acids. Gene Ontology annotation, molecular function: purine nucleoside transmembrane transporter activity. Gene Ontology annotation, cellular component: membrane. The record is from RefSeq and is a predicted model, not a curated record.